AGCAAGGAGGAUAAGUACUUUAUAAACGAUCACUUGAGCUUUAGAAUCAUGUUUGUUAGAGAUCAUGAGACUGACUCUGCUCAAAUUGUCAGAGGGGAAAGGAGAGGGUCUACUUUGAGCAUGGCUAAGGCACUUUGUGAGCUUCAGUUGGAAUUGCACCAGCAGUCUUCAAGUUUUGAGGUUGUUGAAGUUGGAAGAAAAACAUGAUGCAGGACUAUAGUAGAAGCUAAGGGUGUGGAUUUCAUAAUUAUUGAACCCUCCCUCCAUUCAACGAGGGUUAGGUGAAAAGGAUGCUGUGUUUGUCAGACAGUGAGGAGAAGAAGGUGAAUGAGUUUCAGAAGAUUGUUGAAGCAGUUGGAGUAAAAGAAUCAGAAUGCUUGAGGAGGUUCAGUGGGAGGGUGUUCAGAUCCCCUACUUUGUUUGAGAAUAUGGUCAAAUGCAUUCUCCUUUGUAGCUACCAAUAUGUCACAUCUAUACCUCUCUCUCUUAUUAGUGUACUGCAUAUUUCUUAAUCAGUCAUUGAAUAAUCAUCCUUGGCAUGG
This is a messenger RNA of Rubroshorea leprosula, 542 nucleotides long. NCBI's taxonomy places the organism in Eukaryota, Viridiplantae, Streptophyta, Magnoliopsida, Malvales, Dipterocarpaceae. The record is from the annotation of a GenBank genome assembly.